AUGCCAGAUAUAGAUACUUGUCCUAUAUGUGUGUCGAAUCCAUUAGAGGAUUCCACAACGUUCAAUAAUAUAGCGUGGCUUCAAUGUGAUAUUUGUAACCAAUGGUUUCACGCUUCUUGUCUAAAGAUACCUAAAAUUGAAGUGAACAAUUUGCAUUCAUAUCAUUGUGAAGAAUGUUCUCAAAGCCACGGACCAUCAAUACCUAAGAGGAAACUGAAAAGAUCAAAGGUUCAGAUUGAUUAUGUUGCAUUAAAUGAUGGUGAUGUUUUUGCAGUUGAUAAAUCACAGCAUCCUCAUAUAGAUAAGUUUCUCUCAUUCGAAGUGAAUGCUAAUGAAAUAGACGGUAAAAUUAACCCAUACAUAGACCUCCGGAAGGAUAUCACUACUGAAUAUGCAUUAAAAACACAUCUUACAAGACCUGUAUUGAUACCUCGGGCAGAUCUUGAUAUAGUCGAUAUGAAGUUACCGAUACCGGGAAAAGAAAUAACGAUCGACUAUAUAGCCGAUGAAGUUGGUGACGAUACGCCUCUAGACGUAAUGGAUGUUCUCACUCAACAAGGUGUAAAUCCAGGGUGGAACUUGGGAAAAUGGAGAGAUUAUUUCAACACAGAUGAACUAAGUCGUGAUAGAAUACGGAACGUUAUCUCGCUAGAAAUUUCUGACGUCGAUAACUUUGGUAAAUCCUUCAGACGUCCUAAGAUUGUUAGAGAUAUGGAUUUAGUUGAUAAGGUUUGGAAUGAUAAAACUCCUAGACCUAAGGUCACUAAAUACUGUCUUAUGUCUGUCACAGGCUCGUUCACAGACUUCCAUAUAGAUUUCAGUGGAACAUCAGUUUACUAUACUGUAUGUUCGGGGUCUAAAACAUUCUUGAUGUAUCCUCCGACAGAGCGAAAUCUCGAUAUUUAUACAUCAUGGUGUCUUCAACCCGACCAAAAUUAUAUGUGGUUUGGCGAUUUCACCAAAACAUUCAAGGGUAAAAGUUGUACGCCGUCAGGAGGGUUCAAGGUGACUCUAUGUCCCGGUGACUUGUUCAUAAUUCCUAGUGGCUGGAUACAUGCUGUUUAUACGCCAGAAGAUUCGCUAGUAAUAGGUGGUAACUUUCUAACUCUUAUUGAUCUCUCCAUGCAUUUGCGCAUCUAUGAAAUCGAAAAAGUAACCAGAGUUCCGGCAAAAUUUAGAUUUCCAAUGUUCAAUAAGGUGCUCUGGUUUACGAGCUGGUACUAUUAUAACCAAAAGUCACAAUUUUUAAAGGACCUAGGACAAGACGCAUACAUCAAAAAUGAAGCACAUACCAACAAUGAAGCCCAACCCGACCAAUACAUGCAAUACAAUACACUCAGCUGUCUUAUUUCCCACUUGCAAUCGCAUUACGAAUCAAGUAAGGUCAAUAAAGUGGCUAGAAAUACCAUUCCUACUGGUAUUAUUGGCAAAGACAUACCUGCGUAUUUAGCGAACUUACAAUCCUGGUUAGAUGAAUUAUCAGCAUAA
Molecule: messenger RNA, 1488 nt
Organism: Debaryomyces tyrocola
Lineage: Eukaryota; Fungi; Ascomycota; Pichiomycetes; Serinales; Debaryomycetaceae
Source: the annotation of a GenBank genome assembly